Molecule: messenger RNA, 983 nt
Organism: Dendrobium catenatum
Lineage: Eukaryota; Viridiplantae; Streptophyta; Magnoliopsida; Asparagales; Orchidaceae
Product: AT-hook motif nuclear-localized protein 26
Exons: 2
Coding region: 85-825 (246 amino acids)
Cellular component (GO): nucleus
Molecular function (GO): minor groove of adenine-thymine-rich DNA binding; DNA-binding transcription factor activity
Source: RefSeq, a predicted model, not a curated record
UCUACUAUUCUUCAUUGGCCAAUAUAGAAACGCUAGCAAGAGCAGAGGAGCUUCCAAAUUAAACCGUGGCCUUGUGAACCGGAAAUGCACUCCUCUUCUCCUUCCUCCGGCGAGCUCGCCGCCUCAAACUGCGCCUCCCUCCGCCGUUCCCGCGGCCGUCCUCCGGGAUCCAAAAACAAGCCAAAGCAACCUAUUAUCCUCACUCGGGAAACUCCCAACGCUCUUCGAUCCCACUUAUUCGAGAUCGUAACAGGAGCAGACAUCAUCGGCUCUAUCGCCGCUUAUGCUCGCCGGCGGAAUCGCGGGGUAUCCGUUCUAAGCGCGUCCGGCGUAGUUUCCGACAUCUCUCUCCGGCAGCCUGGAGCACCUGCCGGCUCCGACGUAAUCGUGCUACGAGGUCGUUUUGAGAUUCUUUCUCUCUCCGGAUCUUUCCUGCCGGCGGCAACAGGACUGACCGUGAUUCUUGCUGGAGGACAGGGGCAAGUUGUAGGGGGGAGCAUCGCCGGUGAGCUUGUGGCCUCGGGUCCGGUCAUGGUUGUUGCCGCCACCUUCAGGAACACCGUAUACGAGAGGCUGCCUCUCGAGGAGUCGCCGGCGGCGACUUUAGAAAAUUCGAAACAGAGUCCGGUGAGAGGUGGGAUUUCCGCUGGCUGCGGUGGAGCAUCGCCGCCGGCCGUGUUGGAGAAGAAAUUACCAGCAAUGCCACUGUAUAACAUGCCGGCGCCAAAGCUUCUCUUGAAUGAGGUGUUUGGCGGCGUCUGGUCAGCGGCAGCGGCAGCGGCGGCUGCGGCGGUGGGUUCUAAGCCUUCAUAUCCUAGUAAUUAAGUAGUCAGAUAUAAUUUUAUAAGUUUUUGCUAUGCACUUCUUCUUCUUCUUCUUCUUUGGUGUAAGUGUGGUUUAAUUUUGUAAAGAGAGCUAGAUUCAGCUUCCAUGAACAGUAUAAAUGGUUCUUCCUAUUGGCUUCUUGUCAGCCACCAUUUGAU